GAAUAUGAAAGAGCCCUGAAGUAUACUGAAGCCAUUCGGAAAAUUGAACCAAACAAUCGUCAAGCCCAACAGCUUGAUGGUUACAUUAAGGCAAAAAUGAAGAAAGAUGGCCUGCUGGGUAUGGCUAUUGUAGGUGGCGCUGUGCUGGCCCUAGGCGGCCUUGUCGGGGCCACUAUUGCAGCCGUCAAGAAGAAGUAGUCCCCCCAGGCCUCAUGGCUUACUUGGCAUGGCAAUUGUUGGUGGUGCGUCUCUGGCGUUAGGCGGGCUAGUGGGUCUGGGCAUUGCGUUGCUGAAAAAAUGAACAGAGCCGGGCAGAGUUCUGAGUAGCCUCCCCUUUGCAGUUUUUUUUUAGGGAUAUAAACUUGUGUAGUUUUGUACCCACAUGAUACCAGAGUCCAGGAGAGAUGAAGACGUUUUUUUCCGUAAAGAUUUUCUUCACAUUUGGAUUGUUGUAUGGUUGUUAUAUGUUAUAGUUAUAUACAGUAUAACACGGAUAGCUCGAAUUCGUCGGGACCGGCUUCGAUAGUUCGAGAGAUCCGUAGUUUGAGGGAUAUCUUACAAAGAUAAAGAAGAAAAAACCAAAUGGGGACUGCAGGCACAGUUCGACAGGUGCGUGAUUUCGAGUCUUCUGUGUUCGAUCUGUCCGUGUUAUACUGAAAUAUGUAUUAUGUUUCAUAUCACACUGUGAUGAACUUUUUUUCUUUUCUUUUACUUCCUUUUUAGUCUUGGUACAGUACCUGUAUAUAUAUCUAUGUCUGUGAUGAGUUAUCUAUAAAAAGAUUAGAUUUACUCCAAAGUGUCUCAUUUUUGGUUGGAAUAAAUGUUUAUGUUGUGAAAUCAAACAAUGUGAAAGAUUUGUUCGGGUUCCAGACUUGGUUGUUUUCCUGUUGGCAUCAGCCGCUCUCUAUUCUCUGUUCUGUUCUAUUUAGUAAAAGUUUUAUGGCACAUGCAACACAAAUAGGUCCUAUAACUUUUGCUCAAGAUAUGAAAUGUAACUAGAGAGUUUAAUUUAAUAAAUAUAUGAAUAAAUUAAUAGCUCAUCCUUCACUGACUGAUGAUGACCUAUACAUCCGCAGAUUUUCUAUAGAGGUAACACUAAUAAAAGACGGAA
This is a messenger RNA of Aplysia californica (California sea hare), 1111 nucleotides long. RefSeq names its product mitochondrial fission 1 protein. Gene Ontology annotation, biological process: mitochondrial fission; autophagy of mitochondrion; mitochondrial fragmentation involved in apoptotic process. The record is from RefSeq and is a predicted model, not a curated record. Lineage: Eukaryota; Metazoa; Mollusca; Gastropoda; Aplysiida; Aplysiidae. Gene Ontology annotation, molecular function: protein binding. Gene Ontology annotation, cellular component: mitochondrial outer membrane; peroxisomal membrane.